Molecule: messenger RNA, 2296 nt
Organism: Micropterus dolomieu (smallmouth bass)
Lineage: Eukaryota; Metazoa; Chordata; Actinopteri; Centrarchiformes; Centrarchidae
Gene: uri1
Product: URI1 prefoldin like chaperone
Exons: 11
Coding region: 315-1784 (489 amino acids)
Biological process (GO): negative regulation of transcription by RNA polymerase II; negative regulation of phosphatase activity
Molecular function (GO): transcription corepressor activity; chromatin binding; phosphatase inhibitor activity
Source: RefSeq, a predicted model, not a curated record
UGGUGUCUUGACGUCGGACCGAGGUGCACGUAGUCGCAGCGAGAACGUCGUGGAAUAUUUUCUCAUCUUGGGAAUAUUAACACCGUGGAUAUUUUUGGAAAUCAUGCAGAAAUCUUGAAAUGAGAGUGUGAGAUGAGAUCACUAUCGAGAGUGAGGAUAACUAUCACCGCCCCAUUGAUGAAUACGAGCAGAACGGCUCUCAGGAGUAGCUGCUGCUGCAUCCAUAAACACUUCUUUAGGACUCACAACAACCCCUGAGCUUUGUUUUGGGGUCACAAAACAACACAUUUUACUGUUGUGCACGUGGGUUGAUAAUGGCUGAAAAGGUUAAAAUGAAUAUAGACCAUCUCGGUGGAGUUGCCAGGCUCCGAGAAGAGCACAAGAAGGUGGUGGAAGACUGUGAAAGUCGGAUCCAGCACUGGAAGAAAGUGUUAGGUGACUAUGAAGCCCUGAAUGAUCGCCUUGAAACUCUUCCAGAUCAACUCUCAUAUGACAUCAUGGUGCCGUUUGGCCCUUUGGCCUUCAUGCCUGGGAAGCUGGUGCACACCAACGAGGUCACAGCGUUGCUCGGUGACAACUGGUUCGCCAAGUGCUCUGCCAAGCAGGCCCAGAAAGUUGUCGACCACAGGAUGAAAUAUGUGAAGAAUGAAAUAGAUGAUCUGUCGAAGACGAUGAAAAACUUUGAAGCCAGAGUUGGCUUUGCGAAGGAUUUGGAAACCAUCUCGGCUAGUAAAAGGGACUACGUUGACAUUAGAGAAGAUGUCGGAAACAAUGAUGCUGUUGUCAGCAAAGGAAAGCAAAGAAUAGCUCACAAACCAAACUCUAAGCCUAAGUCAGAUGGCAUGUUGGAUCUAAAAGAGGAGGAUGAGGAGACUGAAGGAGAGGGCAGAGAUGGAGGGAGCCGAAAAGGCGUCGUGACAGAGGAGGACUUGUGGGCUCGAUUGGAUGAACUCGAGAAACUGGAGGAGCUACAAGAUGAGCAGGAAAGAUUGUCUGAUAAUGCAGACAUGAAUGGUGAGGACACAUCAUCCUUAUCCUCAGAAGAGGAGAAGGAAGGAGAUGCUGCGCCUCCGGUAAAUGGGCCAAGUCUGAAGCCCAGCUGGACCUCCGUGUCUCACAGCAAAGCACCACUCAGCGUAGACCGAGAGGAAGAAGACGACGAGGAAGGCAGCUGUUUGCCUACCAUCUUUUUCUCUCACACGGUCGAACCCAAGAAGGUGAGGAUAAACACAGGAAAAAACACCACACUGAAGUUCAGUGAAAGGAAAGAGCAGAAGGAGCAGAAGAGGAAAAAGAAGAACGGACACUCCCAUCACGAACUUCACAAAAUCACAACGCCAGCGGACAUUUAUAGGUUGUUUGUGGAUGUGAAGAACGGGGAACUCAUCCCCAGAAAGUCCAUCCUGAAGUCACGCAGCCGAGAGAACAGUGUGUGCAGCGACACGAGCGAAAGCAGCGCGGCCGACUUCGAAGAGCGGCGGAUGAUUGGCCGCAGCUUCAGCCACGACGAGGCAACGCACAGCGACACCAGUGACGGCAUCACGGAGGAGGACAGUCCCACAGUGGUCCCACUGCACCCCGCCAGCCGAUUUGAGGCAUUUUCAGGUACAGUAGUAGAAAAGGACCCGAUGCCUUCAGCUGUCCCCCAUCUGACCAUCACUCCACCAGCUCUGCCGACUAUACUGGAGAGGAAACAGGAGGAGGUGGUGCCUGACGGCGCCCUGCCCCAGCAAGCCCCGAAAAGAGUGUCGAAAUUUAAAGCUGCCAGGCUGCAGCAGAACUGACUUUUGAUGAGCAAAUAUCCAUAUUUCCAUAACUUUGUUUGUUUUUUUUCUUUCUUCGACUGAUGAACUAGACAAACCACCCUCUCCUUUCUUUCAUGUGUCUUUCACUUCUAACCAUAAAGGGUUUCUGUCAUUGAGAGUGUUGAGUAGGAAAAAGCACAGUAGCAACGUUAACAAAUAAGCCGUAUGUGUAACACUGCUUUUUAACAAGCUCUAAACACUGGUAAACGCGGGAUCUUUUUCUAUCUGCUCCUCUAGUAGGGGGUUUGUUUAAACGGAUUGUCUGUCAUAUGUUUACUUGUCAUCUGCUUUUCUGCUGAUUUAGGUAAGCCACUUAGGACGAGUUACCUUGUUGUUGAUCAUUAAACAGAAUCAGGGGCCUGCUAGCUCUCAUUUUACCUUCUCUUGAUCUGCCUAAUGAAUGUAUGUAUUCCUUUGUGACAAGCUUUAUGUAAAGACAAAAAAAGAAUAUUGAUGGAAACUGAAAGGAAAAUAAACGAUUUUGGCUACAA